CCCUCCCCUGGCGGCGGCGGCGGCGGGCGCGGCUGGCGGCGGCCCGAGGCGCGCGCGCGGGCGGGCGGGACGGAUCAUGGCGGACGGCGUGGACCACAUCGACAUCUACGCCGACGUGGGCGAGGAGUUCAACCAGGAAGCUGAAUAUGGUGGGCACGAUCAGAUYGAUCUGUACGAUGACGUAAUUUCUCCAUCUGCAAAUAAUGGAGAUGCUCCAGAGGAUCGGGACUACAUGGAUUCCCUCCCACCUUCAGUUGGUGAUGAYGUAGGUAAAGGAGCUGCACCAAAUGUUGUCUAUACAUAUACUGGAAAGCGAAUCGCCUUGUACAUUGGAAAUCUUACCUGGUGGACGACAGAUGAAGACUUGACAGAAGCAGUUCAUUCAUUGGGAGUAAACGAUAUUUUGGAAAUAAAGUUUUUUGAAAAUCGGGCUAAUGGCCAGUCUAAAGGGUUUGCCCUUGUGGGUGUGGGAUCAGAAGCAUCCUCCAAAAAACUGAUGGAUUUGUUACCUAAGAGAGAAUUGCAUGGGCAAAAUCCUGUUGUAACUCCAUGUAAUAAACAGUUCUUGAGUCAGUUUGAAAUGCAGUCAAGGAAGACCACGCAAUCUGGUCAGAUGUCCGGGGAAGGAAAAGCUGGUCCCCCCGGUGGAAGCUCACGUGCAGCUUUUCCACCRAGUAACAGAGGACGAGGCCGUUUCCCGGGUGCUAUCCCAGGUGGAGACAGAUUCCCUGGACCUGCAGGGCCCGGAGGACCACCACCACCUUUCCCAGCUGGACAAACUCCCCCGCGUCCACCCCUAGGUCCUCCAGGCCCGCCAGGCCCACCGGGCCCUCCACCUCCCGGUCAGGUCCUUCCUCCUCCGCUCGCCGGGCCUCCGAACCGCGGUGACCGUCCGCCGCCACCCGUUCUCUUCCCGGGACAGCCUUUUGGUCAGCCGCCCCUCGGGCCGCUUCCUCCCGGCCCCCCGCCACCAGUCCCAGGCUAUGGGCCUCCGCCAGGCCCCCCGCCACCUCAGCAGGGUCCACCGCCACCCCCAGGCCCCUUUCCCCCUCGGCCUCCUGGCCCUCUGGGGCCRCCCCUGACUCUGGCUCCUCCUCCGCACCUCCCCGGGCCGCCGCCAGGUGCCCCCCCACCCGCACCGCACGUGAAUCCAGCCUUCUUCCCCCCACCCGCCAACAGCGGCAUUCCCACUUCGGACAGCCGCGGGCCGCCGCCRACCGACCCCUACGGCCGCCCUCCACCCUAUGACAGAGGUGACUAUGGGCCCCCUGGCAGAGAAAUGGAUGCUGCCAGGACACCUCUGAGUGAAGCAGAAUUUGAAGAAAUCAUGAAUAGAAAUAGGGCGAUCUCAAGCAGUGCCAUUUCAAGAGCUGUAUCAGAUGCCAGUGCUGGGGAUUAUGGAAGUGCUAUAGAGACGUUGGUGACUGCGAUCUCCUUAAUUAAACAGUCCAAAGUAUCGGCUGAUGAUCGUUGUAAAGUACUUAUUAGCUCUCUUCAGGAUUGCCUUCAUGGAAUUGAGUCCAAGUCUUAUGGUUCUGGAUCCAGAAGACGUGAACGAUCCAGGGAGAGGGACCACAGUAGGUCAAGAGAGAAAAGUAGGCGCCACAAAUCACGUAGCAGAGACCGUCACGAUGACUAUUACCGGGAACGGAGCCGUGAGCGAGAGAGGCAUCGUGACCGUGACAGAGACCGCGACAGGGAACGUGACAGAGAGCGAGAGUAUCGUCACCGUUAGAGAAGCUGAAGGAAGAGGAGCGGCGUGCAAGACAAGAACCGUUCUUCACGGCAAGAUGCUUGGCCAGCAGUUUGCUUCAUGUGAUUGAACUGAGCCUGUAAGGAUUCAUGGAUAAAAUGAACAGGAAUAGAUCUGAAUAAAGCAAAUCUGCAUACAUGGUAACCAGUAGCUCUUUUACUUUUUUAUGUUGCUUAACUGUUUUAUUUGAGGGAAACCUGUGUGAUUUAAACCUUAUAGCUUUUUGCAACUUUAUUACUGGUUAUAUACCUUUGGCAAUUAUAAUGUGCAAGCAAUUGGAGAAAGUCACGUAAAUGCUUGUUUUUAUAGUAGUUUGUUCUUGUUAAAAUGUUCAUAUGAUAAUGUCUGUACACAGCACCACUUUGAUUACAAUAGAUGUAGUGUUGUAAUAAACUGUUUAAUGGGGCUGAUGUGUAAAGCUGUUCAAGUUAUUUGAUGUUUACACCUCAGGGAAAGUCUUGUGUUCAGCAAUAUUUAACGAUAAUGUUACAAUGAAAACAUUGAUGCUGUCUUUAAAAAAAAMCAUCGCAAUAGUUCUUGCAUAUGCCUCAAUCUAACCUUGCAUUCAGCGAGUUAAACAUACUCAUGUUGCUCUCAGACAUUCAAUUUUGAUACGAAAAUAGGUGGUGACGCAGAGUCUUUAAUGCUCUUUUGUUUUCUAGCAGUUUUUACCUAGGUGGCUUGUGAAUUUGCUAAAUGACGUAUAAAACUGUAAAAACAGCAGCUCUGCGGUGCAAAUUCUCCCUUUAGAGGAGAGGUGCCCCUGGGUUCACGGCUGACAGCUGAAGGUUGCAUCUCUUGUAUCACGUUGAUCUUGAUGGACACUACAGUUUAUAUUAACUUAAACUGUUCAUAUUUCGAGGGGUAACGAUUAGCUUUAAAACAACAUCUGCAGUUGUUUACAGUUUUAUAGCAAUGGCGCUUGUGGGGSAGAGUUGGUUUUUUACCCCUUCUCUCCCCUUUUUCCUCCCUUCCCAAAGGCCCCAGACAGCCUGUACAUAGUUUGUAUAUUAGAAAUGGGACGGAAGAAACCAGUUGUGUCCAAUUUUUGGAUUUUUUUCCUCUCCCCAGAGUAAUGGGCUUGGUUUUUGCUUAACGCUGAGGUCUAUUCGCACAGCCAUUGGAGAGGUGCACUCGGGUGUCUUGGUUCAGCGAUGGGCAAUAUUUACCUGCCUUAGCCAAAAGCGCCACUAACUAAAUCUGUCAAAUAAGGUUUUGUAAAUUUACCAAAAAACAACCUGUUGGGGCUUAAGAGAAAGUUAGAUUCAGAUUACCAGAAUUCGCUUUAGAUCCCAUUGAGUGCAAGAUACACGAGGGGACCGUUUGCAUCGUUUGCCAAACGUCACGUUCCUGGUAGCCUUGCACAAAGGCUCCCACCCAUGCAGCCUGCUCCGUGUUUGGAGCUGAGUUGCAAGACCUCACGUGGCUUCAGAGGCAACUCUAGGGCAGCUCUAGAUUUUUUUUUUUUUUUUUAAUUUUUAUUAUUAUUUUUUCUUACUGACUCAAAGAUUUUUACGCUUGACCUAAAAUAUGGCACCCCAUUCAGAAAAGCACUUAAAUCCACUUGGUUUUUCUGAGGGCGUUUCAGAGCAUGUGCUUAAAUGCCAUAGAGUUUAAGGAAACUUAAUAUAUGCUUUAAAUAAUGUAUAAGUAAGUGAUUUUUUUUUUUUUUUUUKCUUUACUGAGCUGGGACCAGGAGUAGCCUGUGCAACUGCCAAAGUUUUUCCCAAGUUUGAAAUGCUCUGAUAUUUUUGUCACUUGUCAUUCAGCCCCAUGUCCUGGAGACAGGCUGAUUUUGUUGGACUUGGCUACAACCUUCAGACCCCCCCCCCCAACACACACACACUUUUUUUUUUUCUUCCCCUUAAAUUGUGUACCUUGAGUUCUCAUGCAUGGGAUCACUGGUGUUUACUGAACUAUUUGCUACUGAGAAAGUAUUUGAAAUGUUUGUUUAAUCCUGUUUGAAAAAUGAAAACUGCCUUUUAAAAUUUUGUAUACUGAAAGUUGUAUCAAAGAAGUCAUGACUAAUUUCCUGCUUUUUGUGAAUAGGUGUUGGUUACAAACAGUACUGUUGUAAUUUUCUUUUUUUUUUAACUUAAAAACUUUGUUCACUGCUGGGCAUAAUAAGUUUAACGGAAGAAAAAACCUGCUGUUACAUGGGGAAUAACUAAUACUGAAGGGGCAUCAGGUAAGUAUUCAUCCACUUUGCAGACCAAUCUUAAAAUAAAAUUUAAAAAAGUAAAUUUAAAAGCAUUUUACGCAGGAACUGAUAUUUUACUCAACAUAAUAGAUUUAAGGAGAGAUGUUGUUUUACAUAGCGGGUAAUUUCUCAUUCAUGUACAGCUUUCCAUUGCUGGCAAUGGAAGUAGCAGGGAGACCACAACGUAAAUUAAACUGAGAGAUGGUUGUGGCUUGGGCGAUGAAGCCCCGGGAUGAAGCCCCUCAUUUCCCCCCUAUUCUCCGAAGUUUUAGUUGGAGCUGAUAGCUCUGUCAUCUGG
Nothoprocta perdicaria is the source of this 4251-nucleotide messenger RNA. It is a transcript of the gene CPSF6, whose product is annotated as cleavage and polyadenylation specific factor 6. The transcript is spliced from 10 exons. The record is from RefSeq and is a predicted model, not a curated record. Gene Ontology annotation, cellular component: mRNA cleavage and polyadenylation specificity factor complex. Gene Ontology annotation, biological process: mRNA alternative polyadenylation. Bases 77 to 1735 code for a protein of 552 amino acids. Gene Ontology annotation, molecular function: mRNA binding. NCBI's taxonomy places the organism in Eukaryota, Metazoa, Chordata, Aves, Tinamiformes, Tinamidae.